GAGGGGUUUGGACAGGUGGCAAUGGUACAGCUAGAUCUGGCUAAGGCGUUCGACAGGGUAAAUCACUCAUUCCUGUUUACUGUACUAGAGCAUAUAAAGAUCGGGUCCCUGCUCCUUAGAGGUGUCAGGAUAUGUUAUGCUAAUGGUUCAACGAGGCUGAUAGUGAAUGGCUCUCUCUCCGAUUCGAUUAGGCUUGCAUCAUCAGUACGACAAGGAUGCCCUUUGUCACCGCUCCUGUUCUGCUUGUAUUUAGAACCACUUUGUAUGAGCAUUGUUAAAGAACAAAAUUUCCAAGGGUUUAAAUUACUGACUAAUGAGGUUCGGGUUCUUGCGUAUGCAGACGACGUGGCCUUUUUUUUUUUGUACAGAUAAAGAGAGUGUGAAGACUGCUGUUGCAAUUACAGAAGAAUUUUGUGCGGCUUCGGGUGCAAGCGUUAAUUUUGAAAAAAGUUCGGGUUUUUGGUUUGGAUUAUGGGCCACAAUGCCAUCACAUUACGCAGGCAUUCAAUGGAAAGACGAUCUGCGCUAUUUAGGUGUGCCUCUCUCACAGUAUAGAAAUAGCAAUGCUCAUUGGUCGGGAAAAGUUGGCAAAAUUCAACGUAAAGUGAAUUCAUGGCGAGGGCGGAAUUUGUCAAUGUUCUUUCGUGCUGAAGUGUGUAACGUUUUCUUAGCUUCCCGUCUUAUGUAUGUGCUGCAAGUACUGCCCUGCUCACGACUUCGCCUUCAGGCACUGCAUCGCGUAUUUGCAACAUUUAUUUGGAGUUCCAGUUGUGAAUCGAUGCGGCGAGACAAUCUGUUCCUCCCUCUUGAACGUGGCGGUCUAGGAUUAGUCCACCUCUUCAUCAGGCAAAUUGUUUCACGCCUGUUUUUCUUUCGAGACAAUGACCAUCCAUUCUUGCGUGAAAUGUUGCAACUCUGUUUAGUUCAUUAUAUUCCUAAUAUAGUAGUGUCAUCAAGUGCCAAAGAUGUCCCACAGGCUCCUUGGGGCUUUCUUAAGGAGGUUGUUGACACAUUUCUUUUCUUGAAGGUUAGAUUCAGCCUGGAGUACGUGUUCACUGCGAGUCGAAAAGCAAUUUCUGCGGCACUGGUGGACUCUAUUUUCCCAGAUCCUUUGUAUCGUGCACCUUAUUUAAGCCGACCUUAUCAGGAUGUACUUAAGCGCGUCCGAAAAAUGUGUGUACCUCCUGGAGUAAAAACAUUUUUCUUUAAAUUACAUUCGGAAACACUCCCUGUUAAAACUUGGUUGAAUUCGAGGGGUUGCUUUGUGCCGUGGUCAACAAACUGUCGGCUCUGUCCACGCGCCGAAACCAUAGAUCACUGCUUCAUAGACUGUAGGGACGCUGUAUUCUUUUGGGACAUUCUCCAACGAACGCUUAAAAAGGACAUCGACAUGACUCCAUAUACAAUUAGGUUUCUACCGUUUAAGGUUACGGGUGGUCCUCCCUAUGACAUGUUCAUAGUACUUGGUUUACAUAGCCUAUGGAGAAGUAGACUGUGUGACCGCCAUGCCGAAAGCCUGCGAUCUACAAAGUCCUUCUUUCGCGAAAGUGCUGCUCAUGUAAGAAGUGUCUACGCUGCACAGGAACCUCCGCCAGACUGGAUGCACUUGUUGGAUGCAUGUGUCUGUUUGCCUGAGUGUUAA
Messenger RNA from Dermacentor andersoni, 1642 nucleotides. RefSeq lists its product as uncharacterized. NCBI's taxonomy places the organism in Eukaryota, Metazoa, Arthropoda, Arachnida, Ixodida, Ixodidae. The record is from RefSeq and is a predicted model, not a curated record.